Molecule: messenger RNA, 834 nt
Organism: Acytostelium subglobosum LB1
Lineage: Eukaryota; Evosea; Eumycetozoa; Acytosteliales; Acytosteliaceae
Exons: 3
Source: RefSeq, a predicted model, not a curated record
AUGAUAAUCAAUCAAACAAUUGAUCAAUUUCAAGACCUGGAUCUCCUGGCAGUACUCAGUGUCUCUUCUAACAACAAUGAUUUCUUAUUAUUUGGUCAGAAUCCACAUGGUUAUCAAUUAUUUACAUAUGAUGUCAAGAUGAACAGUGUACAACUUAAACAACAAACAUCAGCAUUGAAGUCCCCAACUUAUAAUGUUUACUCACCAGUAUCAUAUGACUUUGAGAGGAAUACUGUACACUUCCAGAUGAAUCCAAUGUGGACCAAUGGAUUAGGUAUCAUGUCUAUUGACUUUGAUAACCAUCUCAAUACCUUUGUUACAUUACAGAAUUCAUCUGUUAUAUUGACCAAUUGUUUCUAUGACCAGGAUAGUCAUGUAUUCUACAGCUCAUACAUUGAUAUUAAUGCUUCUAUGAAUGUGGCACCAUAUGACACGAGAGGCCAAGAGAAGUUGAGACCAUUCAAUCUCACAUUGGACUUUAUAUUAUUGGACAAAUACUAUGGAUACCAGAGUAUAUACAUCUACCGUUCAAAGUUGUUUGUAAUAGUUGGUUCAAUGUCACCUGGUUUCCCUUUAUGGAUGGGUGCGAUCGACUUGGAUUCUAUGGAGAUGUCUACAAUAUUCCUAGAACAGAGUAUGAUUGUUGGCAACAACGAUCUUGUAGGAUGGCGACCGGAUUCUAUCGAUCUUGAACAUGGACGCAUCUCGUUGUACGCAGUCGUUUAUCCAGACAACACCAAGUCCUACCUCUACAUGGUGGAUUUAUUCACACUCUCCUACACCAAGACAUCGAUGUUAUUGAAUCUCUCAAAUGGAAUGGAUUGGACUAUAAUG